AGAGGAUUUCCAUCCCAUUGCCUUGUGCAACAAACCAAGUACUAUUUUUCUUGUUGAUCUUGUUUCAAUCUUCUCUUCUUCUUUCUAAUUUUUCUUAGUAGAAUCAAAAGCUUAGAGGUUGCAAAAAUGGCUUCCAAGAGAAUAUUGAAGGAGCUCAAAGACUUGCAGAGAGACCCACCAACUUCUUGCAGUGCAGGUCCUGUUGCAGAGGAUAUGUUCCAUUGGCAAGCAACCAUUAUUGGUCCUAGUGAUAGUCCCUAUUCUGGUGGAGUUUUUCUUGUUACCAUUCAUUUUCCUCCUGAUUAUCCUUUCAAACCUCCUAAGGUUGCUUUUAGGACAAAGGUGUUUCAUCCUAACAUAAACAGUAAUGGCAACAUAUGCUUGGAUAUCCUCAAGGAACAAUGGAGUCCUGCCCUCACAAUUUCAAAGGUUUUGCUCUCAAUAUGCUCUCUAUUAACUGACCCAAACCCAGAUGAUCCAUUGGUUCCUGAGAUUGCUCAUAUGUGCAAGACUGACAAACUCAAAUAUGAAUCCACUGCUAGGAGCUGGACCCAUAAAUAUGCCAUGGGUUAAAAAUAAAAUUUAAAGAAUUAAAAAAAAAAAAAAAAAAAAACACCUCAAUCUUAAUUAUUAAUAAAUCAAAACACAACAAAAAUCCAAUUUUUCUAUAAAUUUAUGUAUUGAUUUAAUCCUUGUCCCUUAGUCUCUCCUCAUCACUCUUCUUUUUCAUUUUCACUUAGAAAAAAAUGUAUUGAUCAUUAGCCCUAUACUAAAACUUGGGCUCUCUUGGCAUCAUAUUCAAAACACCCUUUACAUUUUGCUUGGAAUUUGAUAAUAGUUAUAUAACAAUAUUUCACAAAACUUUGGAGCUUUGUAUGUCUGUACUAUCUCCUUAUUGUUGAAAUUAUGCUUAAACUGAUUCAUAGUUC
This is a messenger RNA of Cucumis sativus (cucumber), 929 nucleotides long. RefSeq names its product ubiquitin-conjugating enzyme E2 28. The record is from RefSeq and is a predicted model, not a curated record. The transcript has 4 exons. The coding region runs from base 127 to 573 and encodes 148 amino acids. Gene Ontology annotation, molecular function: ubiquitin conjugating enzyme activity. Gene Ontology annotation, biological process: protein polyubiquitination. Gene Ontology annotation, cellular component: nucleus. Lineage: Eukaryota; Viridiplantae; Streptophyta; Magnoliopsida; Cucurbitales; Cucurbitaceae.